Ectocarpus siliculosus is the source of this 6958-nucleotide messenger RNA. Lineage: Eukaryota; Phaeophyceae; Ectocarpales; Ectocarpaceae. The record is from the annotation of a GenBank genome assembly.
AUGGCGAGCGCGACGAGUGAGGGCUACUGCAACCACCUGCGCGGGCAGCUGAAAGAGUGGGAGAGGGCGUUUCGCAGCAGGAAUGGCCGCUUCCCCAAACAGCGUGACUUCGAGGCGCUCGACAGCGACGCUUCGGCUAGAGGCAGACUCGUGCACGCGGCGUACCUCGCCCUGAACCGAGCCACGGGCGACAGCUUUACCAAGGUCCAACCGAGGUCGGGCUCGUCGCUAGCCGCUCCUCUCGCCCAAGGGAAAGCGGGGCAGCUAAGACCCAAGGUCAACUCCGUUCUCGCAGCCGGAGAUGGCCACCGCCGCAGCGGCCGCGGCGCGGUAGCGACAAGCAAGAACCGCCUCGAUCGGAGUUCCAACGGUGCCGCCGGUGUGCAUGUGUCGAGUCGCGCUAGGGCCAUGGGAAUGAGCGCCACGGCGACGAAGGAGCCGGCAGGCGCAGCGGCGGUGACAAAGCCAGAGAGAAACGCGUCGUCAUCCCUCGCUCGGGGAGAUAACAGCAAGGGCGGUGUCCCACGCCUUCGUGACUCAUCUCGUUCGGUGGAAGGGGCUGGAUGCGGCGGUGGGUCACCCGAACGCCGAGGUGGUGUCGGUGGCGGUAGAAGCGCCCUCGCACGUGCUAGUAGUAGCAGAGGGGCAGCAGGGGUGCAUGCGGCGAAUGGAGAGCGUCGAGAACGCGUUGGGAAAGAUUUGGCGGAGGCGGCCGACACGAUGCCGCCCUCUUCUGCUGGGAGCCGAGCGAGAGAGUGCGCCGGCGGGGUUGGCACGCUCGACGCCGGAAAACCGGAUGGCGGCGCGAAUGGCGACAGCGGUGGCGCGACGGCCUCAGGGAGUAGUGACCAUAGCACCAGCAGCUCUGCGUUUUAUGAUGACGAGGGCCAGGGGGGGGCGCAUGAGUACGGAGAAUCGCCGGAGCCUGAGAGAGAGCUGGCCCCCGAGCGUCGGGUGACGCGCAGAGUCGGAGGUGCGGCGCGAGGUGGCAGGAGCGCUGUACCAGGUGCGAGCCGCAGCAACGGCUUGCGGUCGUUCCGCGCGGAUUUCGGCAGGGGGGUAGUGACCAAGAAGUCCCGCGCCACCGGGGAGCGUUUAGGUGGUAAGGAUUUCUCUUCCGCAAGCGCUAAUGCAUGCUCCGAGGGGGUGGCGGGCCCUGGCCGGCGAGGGAAAGGCUCAGCGAAGGUGACGGCGUCGGCGGGUGACGAGGCCGGCCUAGCUGUGGCCAUGAUGGACAUCCUCCAGUCGCCUGGGUCGAUGUUGUCCGCCAACACCACCCCCUCUGGUGCCGCACGCGUCGGCGAUGGCUCGCGAGACAGGCUAGGCGAUACUGUCGCCGCUGCUUCGGGCCUUCUUCCGACGGCGGCGAACAUCGUCAAUACCGUCGGCGGCAGCGGCGGCGGAGCAGGCGCGGCUUUUGGUGGAUCCUCGUUGUCUCACUCGUCGGGGGGUCUGGGCGCGCCGGGAAUGGUCGGGGCAAAAAAGAAGAGGCCCGCCGCUGUGGUGGCAAAGGCGGCAGGAAGUACGGCUGAAGGUGCUGCAACGAUCUGCGGCCCUGGGUUGGUGGCCUCCUCCUGCUCUAGUGGUCCACGGCGUACCGGCGGCGGCGGCGGCGGCGGUAGCGGCUUGGAAGAGGACUGGCGCCUGCGAGCGUCCCGUGCUGUGGGGAGAGUGCGGGAAGAGGAAGAGGCGGGCGAUACAGCAUCGGUGGCGGCGGCGGUGGCGGCGGCGGCUGCAGCUAAGGCAGCGGGUGCUAUGGCCGACGGUGGUGGCCCGGAAGGCACGCACGGGGGAACGUCGCCAACGCUGACAAGCACCACGCCCCAGGGGCCGCAAGGCUCGCGGGUCACGGGCAGCGGCAACGCCACCAGCACGGCCGGCCGUGAAGCCAUCGUCGCUGGCAACAAACAAACCUCUGCCACCCCCUCCUUAGGAGCAGGCCGCAUAAGCGACAGCGACGAAGAUGGCGGCGGCGACGACAGCGACUGGAGCCUGGGAGGUGGAGGCGGUACGAACGCCAGCUCCACCACUCGUCAAGGGAAGACAGAAGCGGCGGCGCACGUGCGCGACCACGAAGGUGAUCCCGCUUCCGAUCGGGCUCGAAGGGCUAGCGCGGCCGGUGUGCAGCCGGUGCCGGGGCGGGUACCUUCUUCCCGCGCUGUCGGCGGCAGAAAGAAGGCGAAGCCCGCCAAGAAGACGACGGAGGUUAGCGACAACUUCGUUCGGGCGGACCUCAAGAGCAGGGGCAGCAGCCGCUUCAAGCGCAAGGGCAGCGGGCGUAGCAAGGCCCGCGGCGGCUCCGGCGGCAGAAGCUUCGGCGGGGGCGGCCGCGGCGGCGGGGGUCGUUGGGGAGGCCAGGGGUUUGGUGGCCGGGGAGGGGGGUUCCGGGACGGGAGCUCGAAGUGGGGGAGCGGAAGCAAGGGCAGGGAGGACCCGGUGACGGGGGAGAAGGGAGGGGCUCCACGGGAUAGACCGCUGUCUUGUGGUGCGGCGAAGAACCGCGCCGGCCUCGACGUCCUGGAUCAGUGCUUGGACGCCCUGGCCGUGGUCACCGGGGGCGACGCGGGCGGAGGUGGUGGUGGCGUUGGCGGGGGGGGCUGCGACGAGCAGGGAAACAGCCGACCCUUCGAGCGUCCUAGAAACGCGAGGGAAGAAGAAGAGCUAUUCCUUCGACUGGCGCCGAGGUGUCCGCAACACCAGCGUGCGGGGAAACUCUUGACGGUUCGGAAGACCGGCCUCAACAAGGGGAGGAAGUUCUACGCCUGCAGCCUUCCCCGAGGGGAGGGUUGUGACUUUUUCAUGUGGGCCGAGGACAACCCGGCCCUGGUGCUUUCGGAACUCACGCUUCAAGAGACCGGGGAGGAGUGGAGGCAGCGCAAGAACGCGCUCCUGAGCAAGUCGCUGGCGAAGCUACCCAUCUCCGAGCUGAAAAAGGAGCUCAAGAAGCGGCGUUUGGGUUGUGGUGGGAAGAAGGACGUGCUCGUCGCAAGGCUGGUGGAUCACGCGGCCUCGGAGCUGGAGUCCUCGACGACCUCCUGCGUGCUCGUAACACCUGCGCCAGAAAAAGAAAACGUGAAACCGUCAACGAGAAAACGCGACGGGAUUUCUUCUUCUUGUCGGGCCGCCCUCGCCGUCCGCGCGCACGCGAAGAGAGACGACGACAGCGGCGGCCACUCGAACGGAAGAAGAGAAGGCGAGAGCAGCAGCGGUGGGAGCGGCGGUGGGAGCAGCGGGGGAGAAGACGAUGACGACGACGACGGUGAUUCCGAUUUCGAGUUCGCUUUCGCGGAAGGCGUCAAGCCGGCGGCGUUCCCGGCGACUGCGCCAGCGGGGGCUGUUUCCGAGUUGGAGACUGGGAGGGCGGCGGGAGCGGGUGCCUGCUUCUUGUCGCGGCUGCCGGUUCCGGAGACAGACGGCGAAGACCACUCCACUACUGCCGCGGAGAAACAUGGCGGUGGCGGUGGCGGCGGUGGCGGCGGCGGUGGCUCCGCCAAGAGCGGCGAAAGCGAUGGCGGCGGUGAGGACACGGGCGGGACACCGGGAGCGGUAGACCCUGCUUCUUACGUCACCGACUGCUCCGGCAUCGAGGGCAAUGGCGGAGUCGACGGUACGUCGGAGGCGGUGGGGACCGUGGUGUUGUCGGAGGGACGUGGGAGAAAGAGGCCCCUGGAUGCUGUCGGAGAGGAUGCGGAGGACAGGGGUGACGCCGAUGAGGACGAGGAGGGGGGGGUGCGUGGAGAGGACGAGGAAGAACCGGCUUGGGCUAGCCUAGUUGAAUCGGACGACGAAGAGGAGGAACGGGAGGAGAAGGAGGAGGAGGAGGAGGAGGAGGAGGAGGGGGAGGAGGAGGGCGGUAGUAGCAGCGGUGCCAAGUCGGCGGAGGAAGGAGGCGACCCUGACGACGACAGCGCUUGGUCGGAAGAGGAAGAGAGAGCAGACCGACCUGAACCAAGACGACGGAGGAAGGCUAGGACUGGAAGUGCCAACAGCGACGACGACGACGAUGAUGGCGGUGGUUCGGACCUGCCGCUCACGCCGGCCUCGGCGCUGCGGCGAGUAUUCGGCCACAAGGCGUUCCGGGAGGGGCAGGAGUGGGGGGUGGCGAGGGCGAUGGGCGGGCAGGCCAGCCUUCUUGUGCUUGCCACGGGCACGGGGAAGAGCCUGACGUACCAGCUGCCUGCGCUGCUCCUGCCGGGGAUCACGGUGGUGGUGUCUCCGUUGGUGUCGCUCAUGGAGGAUCAGAUGGCCAACCUUCCGCCGCAGCUGCCGGGGGCGUCGCUGAGCGGAAGCCACGGCGGGCUGCGGGAGGUGGCGGGCACCGUGAGGGACUUGAAGGCCGGCAGGGUCAAGGUGCUGUUCCUGUCACCGGAGAAGCUGUGCUCGCCGUCGUUCCGCCGCCUGGCCUCCACGCCGGGAGCCCUGCCGCCCGUGUCCUUGCUCUGUGUGGACGAGGCGCACUGCGUGUCCCAGUGGUCGCACAACUUCAGGCCUUCCUAUCUCCGGCUCGGGCAGACCCUGGACUUGCUGCGCCCCCGAGGGGUUCUGGCGCUGACGGCGACAGCGAGCAAGGCCGUGGUGGAGGACAUCUGCACCACCCUUAGGAUCCCCCGCAAGGACGGCGUGAAGGUCGGUUCCUGGGACAGGCCGAACUUGGACGUCCGCGUGUUGAGGUCUGCUUCCGACGAUGACAAGCGCAGCAGCCUCUCGAGACUCUUGCAGGAGGCCCCUCUGGACAAGGGCUCCGUGGUGGUGUACGUCUGGCGGCAGGUCACCGCCGAGGCCGUGUGCGCCCUGCUCCAGGGGGACGGGCACAACGCGGUCGCCUACCACGGGGGUAUGGAGGCCGGGGCGCGGCAGAGGGCCCAGAACGCCUUCAUGAGGGGGAGGUCGCGGGUGGUGGUGGCAACGGUCGCGUUCGGGCUCGGGGUGGACAUGAGAGACAUCCGGGGCGUCGUGCACUUCGACAUGCCCAAGAGCAUCGAGAACUACGUCCAGGAGAUCGGGCGUGCGGGUAGGGACGGGAGGAGCGCGAGGUGCUGCCUCCUCCUCUGCGACAAAGACUUCGUCACGCACCACAGCCUUUCGCACUCCAAGGGGCUGGAGCUUGUCCAGGUUCGAGGACUGAUGCGCAGCAUCAUGGCCGACGCGCCUCAGGGAAUACUCGGCGAAACGGCGAAGAAAAACCCCUCAGGACCUAGAGACCAGUACGACGACGAUGAGGACAACGCGGCCGGAGGUGGCGACGAGGCGGCGGGACUCCAUAAGGCCUUGUCCGUGGUGGACUUAGAGUCCCGUCUCGAUGUCGGGGGAGAGGUCGUUGAAACCGUGCUCUCGGUUCUUGAGGGGGAGCCGUAUCGAGGAUUGCAGUGGCUGCUGAAACUCCACGCAGUGAUGGACGAUCAUCUGGUGGUGCACUUUCGGAAGAGACGGCCGUCCCUCCUUGCCGAAGGGGAGCCUGCCAUUGGCCUCCUGCUUGCCCUGGGCACCGUGGAAGGCCUGCCUUCGAGCGGGAAGGGGUACAGCUACGGCCACGGCUCAGCGAAGAUCAGCCUGGUGAGGCUGGCGGAGGCGCUGGGCUGGGCGCCCACGGCGGUCGUCCGCGAGCUAAGGAGACUACAGUUCAUGGGGGAGGUGGAGUACUCCCUCUCCCAGAGGAGCUUCCACGUCACUCUCCUCAAGGGGCUGUCUCCCCGGGAACUGGAAGAGGUCUGCCUCGAUUUGCAUCGCACGCUAUCCACGGCGGAGGCCUCCGAGGCUCAAAAGGUGGAGGCGGUGUACCUCGCGCUCGCCGCAGAAGCGGUCGUCGGAGAAGGGGGCGGAGGACAGGAUGACCCCGGGUCCUCCUCCUCCUCCUCGUCCUCCCCGCCACGAACGAGCUCCGGCAAGAAGCGUGCCCGCGGUGACGGCGAAACGGUUACAACCGCCGCUGCCGUAGGGGGCUCUGGUGGUGGUGGUGACAGCGGGAGCGGCGGCGAUGGCAGGGACACACCGGCCGCGAACGCAAGGGCGAGGUCAGUCCUCCACGCCACCAUCAGCCGCUACUUCGACGAAGGCUGCGGCGGGGGCGACAAACACGUCAACAACGGCGGCUCUCCCGGCUCAGCCAGCGGCGGCGGCAGUUCGCCGGGCCCCGCCGACCCAUCGUGCGCGACCGUGGACGGCGGGCGGCGCCCGUCGGCAGAGGAAGCAACGGAGGUGGCGGUGGAGGCUCUCCCACACCGGCCGCUGGACAAACGAGCGUGUGAGGUGCUCGUGAGAGACGCCUCCGUCCUAGUGACAGACCCGUCCUUCCUGGGCCGCCUUAACACCGGCUUCGACGACUACGGGAGCGGCGGCGGCGGGCUGGGGUUCUUCGACGUGGCCACCGGGGGCACCGCGGCUGCUGCCGGCGGGUCUGGGAUCGGCAUGGCCCCACACUCGUGGCUGCUCAAGGAUGUCCCGAUGCUGGCGAGGGCGGUGGCAAGGGUUUUCCACGGCAUUGGGAGCGUUUCCUUCCCGGCGACCAAGUGGCGGGAGAGCGCCUUCUGGGCGAGAUAUCGACACCAUUCCUUCCGAGAGGUCAAAAGCAAGCUGGAGAUCGCGUUCGGAGCGCGAUGCCUAUAGCGCGUGUGCGGUUUCUGGCUCUGGUCGCUACCGCUGGGCUUGUGCAUCUCACUAACGUUUCGCCCGGUGAAGUUGGAUACUACCAGUGUUGCGCUUUGCAGUGCACCACGAGCCCGGCCCAACCAGAAGAAUAUCGGCAAACAAGAACGCCUGGGCGACGAGGCCAGGGACGAUACGUGGUUCUGGCAUCAUGGGCGUGCUUGACGUCCUCUUUCGGUCGCACGAGCAACGGAAUCGCAUGGGGGUUCGUGCCGAAAACCCCGCCGUGGCCUCAACGAACGGCCUUUAGAACGGUGCGCGUGAUAUAUCAUCUUUCGCUGAUGCUCCUUCGCAACAGGGCAAAACAAGCUCAGUC